This is a messenger RNA of Artibeus jamaicensis (Jamaican fruit-eating bat), 5000 nucleotides long. RefSeq names its product leptin receptor (gene LEPR). Gene Ontology annotation, biological process: cytokine-mediated signaling pathway. Bases 210 to 2885 code for a protein of 891 amino acids. Gene Ontology annotation, cellular component: membrane; external side of plasma membrane. The transcript is spliced from 20 exons. The record is from RefSeq and is a predicted model, not a curated record. Gene Ontology annotation, molecular function: protein binding; cytokine receptor activity. Lineage: Eukaryota; Metazoa; Chordata; Mammalia; Chiroptera; Phyllostomidae.
AGGAGUUGCUCCUGCUGCGAGGAGUUUCCAGCCGCCCCACAGCAGAGUCUUCGCUGGCCCGCUGAGCGUGAGCCAGGCAAAGGGCCAGAGCCCGGGCGCCGUCUCCGUCUCUGCUGUCCGUUUGGGUUGGACCCUGGCAUCCAGGUCUCCUUCUUACUUUGGAAACUGAAGGGGCUGCGCCAUAAACCAGUGUUCUUCUCUGAAGUAAGAUGGGUUGUCAAAAAUUUUGUGUGGCUUUGCUGUACUGCGAAUUUAUUUAUUUGGUAACGGCGUUUAACUUGGCAUAUCCCAUUAAGUUGUUUUGCAUGCCACCAAACACAACCUAUGACUUCCUCAUGCCUGCUGGAAUCUCGAAGAACACCUCACAUUUGAAUGGACAUUCUGAGACAUUUUUUGAAGCUAAAUUGAAUUCAAGUGGUACCAACUCUUCUAACUUAUUAUCCCAAACAACUUUCCACUGUUGCUUCUGGAGGGAGGAAGAUAAAAACUGCUCUGUGCGUGCAGAUGGUAUUGAAGGGAAGGCAUUGGUUUCAACAGUAAAUUCUUUAGCUUUUCAGCAAACAGGUGCAAACUGGAACAUACAGUGCUGGAUGAAAGAGGACUUGAAGUUAUUCAUCUGUUCUAUAGAGCCAUUAUUUAAGGAUUCUUUCAAGAAUUAUGACCUUAAGGCCCAUCUUUUGUAUGUUCUGUCUGAUGUGUUAGAAGAGUCACCGUCGGACCCUGAGACAGGCGGUUUUCAGCCCGUUCCAUGCAACUGCAGCGCUCAAGGAGGUUGUGAAUGCCGCGUGUCUGUGCCAGCAGCCAAACUCAAUGCCACUCUUCUUAUGUACUUAAGAAUCUCAUUGGCUGGAAUAGUGUUUCAGUCACCUCUCAUGUCAGUCCAACCCAUGAAUAUCGUGAAGCCAGAUCCACCAUCAGGUUUGCAUAUGGAAAUCACAGACAGUGGUAACUUAAAGAUUUUUUGGUCCAGUUCAACACUGGUACCUUUUCAACUUCAAUAUCAAGUGAAAUAUUCAGAGAAUUCUACAACAAGUGUGAGAGAAGCCUAUGAGAUUGUCUCAGCUACAUCUCUGCUAACGGACAGUGUGCUUCCUGGGUCUUCAUAUGAGGCUCAGGUGAGGAGCAAGAGACUGGAUGGCCCAGGAAUCUGGAGUGACUGGAGCACCCCCGUUAUUUUUACCACACAAGAUGUCUUAUACUUUCCACCCAAAAUUCUGACAAGUGUUGGGUCUAAUGUUUCCUUUCACUGCAUCUACAAAAAUGGAAACAAGGUCCUUCCCUCAAAAAAGAUUGUUUGGUGGAUGAAUUUAGCUGAGAAAAUUCCUGAAAGCCAGUAUGACGUUGUGGGGGACCACGUUAGCAGAGUUACCCUUCCCAGUGUGAAUGCCACCAGACCUCGAGGCAAGUUCACCUACGACGCAGUGUACUGCUGCAGCGAGCAGGAGUGCCACCAUCGCUACGCUGAGCUGUACGUGCUCGAUGUCAAUAUCAAUAUAUUAUGUGAAACUGAUGGGUACUUAACUAAAAUGACCUGCAGAUGGUCAGCCAAUGCGAUCCAGUCACUCGUGGGGAGUACUUUGCAGUUGAGGUAUCGUAGGAAAAGCCUUUACUGUCCUGAUGUUCCAACUAUUCAUCCCACCUCUGAAGCCAAAGACUGCCAUGUGCAGGGAGAUGGUUUCUAUGAGUGCGUAUUUCAGCCCAUCUUUUUGUUGUCCGGCUACACAAUGUGGAUAAGGGUCAAUCACUCUUUGGGUUCACUUGACUCUCCUCCAACCUGUGUCGUUCCUGACUCCAUGGUGAAACCACUGCCUCCAUCCGAUGUGAAAGCAGAAAUUACUGUAAAAACUGGAUUACUGAAAAUAUCUUGGAAAAAGCCAACUUUCCCAGAGAACAGUCUUCAAUUUCAGAUUCGUUAUGGUUUAAAUGGAAAAGAAAUACAAUGGAAGAUGUACGAGGUGUAUGAUGCAAACUCAAAAUCCGCCAGUCUCCCAGUGCCAGACCUGUGUGCAGUCUAUACUGCUCAGGUGCGCUGUAAGAGGCUGGAUGGACUGGGAUAUUGGAGUGACUGGAGUGCUCCAGCCUACACAGUUGUCACAGACAUCAAAGUUCCUAUCAGAGGACCUGAAUUUUGGAGAAUAAUUAAUGAAGACAUCACUAAAAAAGAGAGAAAUGUCACUUUACUUUGGAAACCCCUGAUGAAACACGACUCAUUGUGCAGCGUGAGAAGAUACGUGGUAAAGCAUAACACUUCCCUCAAUGGAACGUGGUCAGAAGAUGUCGGAAAUCAUACCAAAUUCACUUUCCAGUUGACAGAGCAAACACAUACCAUUACAGUUCUGGCUUUCAAUACUAUUGGUGCCUCUUUUGCAAAUUUUAAUUUAACAUUCUCACGGCCUAUCAGCAAAGUAAAUAUCGUGCAGUCACUCAAUGCUUAUCCUUUAAACAGCAGUUGUGUGAUUCUUUCCUGGAUGCUAUCACUUAGUGAUUACAAUCUGAUGUAUUUUAUUCUUGAGUGGAAAAUUCUUAAUGAAGACGGUGAAAUUAAAUGGCAUAGGAUCCCUUCAUCUGUUAAGAGGUAUUAUAUCCAUGAUCAUUUCAUCCCCAUUGAGAAGUAUCAAUUCAGUCUUUACCCAGUAUUUAUGGAAGGAGUGGGGAAACCGAAGAUAAUUAAUAGUUUUACCCAAGGUGAUAUUGAAAAACUCCAGAAUUAUACAGGUGUAUAUGUAAUUGUGCCAAUAAUUAUUUCGUCUUUAACCUUGUUGCUUGGAACAUUGCUAAUAUUACAUCAAAGAAUGAAAAAACUGUUUUGGGCAGAUGUUCCAAACCCCAAGAAUUGUUCCUGGGCACAAGGACUUAAUUUUCAAAAGAGUACGGACAUUCUUUGAAGUCUAAUCAUGAUCACUACAGAUGAACCAAAUGUACCAACUUCCCAACAUUCUAUAAAGUAUUAGAAGAUUCUUACGCUUUGAAGAAGGGGAGAACUAAAAUAUGAUGGAUUAUGUUGAUUUAGAAUUAAAAUAUGAUGGAUUAUGUUAUUUAAAACUAAAAAGAGUUGGGUAAAUUUGGGACCAGGAUAAGGGUCUGAGUCCAAUUCACUUUGGAUGUAUGAUUACUUUUUAGGUCAUCUAAAGUUUAAAAACCAGCAUUCAUGAUAUCUGGCUUUUGAUUUAUCAUUUGGUCAUAAAACAUUGAAAAAUUUUAAGUGUUGCUAUUACUAUAUAUUCAUUAGAUAUCAUUGCAUAUGGGGUAGACAAUGCUGUAAGUAGGUGAAAACAGCAGCUUCUGACACAUAGCUUUGCAAAUACACUGACUCUAAUUACAGAAUGCAGUAAAAGUAUUUAGUUUAUACUUUUAUGGCCCAAAUUUUUCAUUUAUAUUCUCUUCUAGACAUUUCAAUGUGGUCAGUCUGGGAAUUUCCAUUUUCUCUAUAGCCUCGAAAAUGGCUCAAGUGCUAACUUCCAUCCCAUUUCAAAGAAAGCCGGAAGUUACAGUUGGUGCUGGUCACAGGCCAAUGGAAGUUACAGUUCCUAUCAAGACGACCCAACAUAUCUAGGUCAGAUUGGCUAGAAAACAUAUAAGCUCCCACUUCAGCCUCCUUGUGAAAUUUUUGCCUGACUUUAACUUAUUUAUACUGAACCUCUCAAAGCUUCUGGCAGGCAGGGGGUGUGCAGUGAUGCAAAAAAUGAGACUUUUUUGGAGCUUUUACAAAUAUUUCAUGGUGAGGACAGGACUUUUCUCCCUGAAAAAGACCACCUGCUAUUUUUAUGAACUUAGCAUACUCACUGUGCUAUUUUGCUCUCGUUCAAAAUAAACCAAAGUUUUUGUUUGAUGAACCAAAAAAAAUAAUUCAAAUUUAGGCGAUACAUGGAUCACUUGCAUUUAGAUUUUAUUCAUAGAUUUAUUUGAAUGUAAAAAAAUAACACAAACUAUCAGGAGAACUGUAUCCUUUUUCCCCUUCAUCGACUUUACAUAUAUUUAUUUCCUAUACCCGUACACAUAUUUAGUAUGUUCCCAGACUGUUCUAAACUCAAAAGACUAGAUAAAUAUAGUAAUUUAAGUUAUUUUUAAUGACUAUACUUUUAAUAAAGGCUUAUGACCCACUCAUAAAAUAUUGCUCAAUAAUAUAGGGGUAUGUGAUUUCUAAUUAAUUAUUAUUGGAAUCUUCCAUCCAAAAUGAAUGUAUUUGAUGCCAUGUAAAUUAUUUGGUGUCAAUAAUUAGUUACCAGGUGUGAAGUUUUAGAGCAUGAAAUACGCGAAACAUGUCACCUGAGUUUGACUGCGUACUGUGAGCCAUCUGUAUAUCUUGUUUACACACUGACAGUAUGUAAUUCCCUUAUUUGAUGAUCUUAAUUUCUAGGUUAAUUUAAAUUUUAAGAAAUUCAGUACAUAUAUAGUAGUAACCGUAAGAAAAAGCAAGACAAGCAAGCAAGCAAAUAUUUGAAGGAAAACAUGAAUCCAAUUAUAAAUUUCUGUCAGAAAAUAGGGUCAGAAACAAUGUCUCUUCAAUUAUUAUGUUUAUAUAACAGAAAAGGUUAUGCUAACAUGGUAUUUGUCCUGCAGCGUUUUAAUGUCUAUAGAAAUCUAUUCCAUUAUUAUUAUAUUUAGUGUUUGGUAUAUUUAUUCUUUUAUGGUUAUAAUCACCAAUAAUUUAAGAGUUCAAAACUAUACUAAAUCAAUUACAUUUUUGUACAGCAUAGAUUUGCCAUUUUGAAUUCAGGCAAUAAAUCUCAAUUCACUUCAUUAGUUUCAAAAUUCUAAUAUUUAAACCCUCAAUUAUGUGUAUGAUAUAUAAAUUGAUCGCAUUUUCUAUAGGACUUCAUUUAAUUGUGUUAAUUUUUCAAUGUGAUGUGUCCACAGUAUUCUUUACUUUGCAUUUAUGUUUUUCAGUAUGCUCACACUGUAUGAGUUGCGCUUUUUGCACACAUAUUCUUGAUAUGUAGAUGCUUGGGAGGAUUUUUUUCUUGUGCUAUAACCACCAUUCUGAUAAAAAAUGAUAUGCA